GCCACCAACCUAGCGGCGACAAGAAGCGAUGGCCGCAUUCAUAUGAAGUGCGUUUCUCGCAGCGCAUUUGCAGCAGCUAAUUUGUAAAUACAGUGUAUAUAGCCAUGAGCACACAAAAUCGGACAGGCGGCGGAGGUCGCAAUCAGAAGAAAUCAAAUGUGAACAGUGGAGGUGGUGGCGGUGGAGAUACGACUGUCAGUAAUAAAAAAUCAGAUGUAUCUAAACCAGAAAAAGAGAAGACACAGCCAAAACCUACAGCAGAACAGAUUCGUAUUGCUCAAAUAACGGACAUCAGCAGCGGAUCUGAAGAUCCAGAAAUGCGUGAAAAAGUUCAAACAUUAAUUGAAAUGACUCAGCGAUCCGAAGAGGAAGUAUGCUGUGCACUAAAUGAAUGCGAUAAUAAUUUAGAGAAGGCUGUUGAAUUUCUACUUGAAACACUUCCAGUUGGUGCAUUUGAAACGUCUUCAAAGAAGAAAAAGAAUCGCGUUGCGAAUUCCACCAACGACGGCAACGGCGAUGGUGAGUGGACAGAAAACAAUGCAAAUGUCGAUAAUCGGGAGCGAUCUCGUAAUCGAAAUGGAAUGCGAGGCGGUCGCGGUGGUUCAGAUAGUAGAGGCUGGCGAAGUAGAGAAGCUCGGGAAAAUGAACGCAAUGCAGCCGAUUCGAAAGGAGGUGAAGGAGGAGGUUGGCGCGGUCGUGGACGUGGCGGGAGUCGUGGAGGCUAUGGUGGCCGAGGCGGACGAGGUGGACGUAUGGGACCACGUGGAAUGGGUUCACGCGAUCAAGGACGAAAUUAUUCUCGCCAGGAACCGCAAGAAGUCGACACGUGGGACAAUACAAUCGCCACGAACGCGGAGCAAAUCAAGCAAGAUGAUGAGUGGGGCGAUUGGGAUAACGAAGAAUACGUCGGAUCUCUCAAAGACAGCAAAGUCUUUAUUCCUAGUAGUCUACAAAAUCAACCUAUUCCGGGAUCUGAAAUAUCUGUGCCGCCUGGUCUUGAGCCACACAUUCUCAAUCAGCCGCCGCAAAUGUCCGCAGAAGAAUUGGUACAACAAUAUAGUUCAACGGUUGUAUCAAAUACAACACCUGCUUCAUCGGCGGCUGCUGUGAAUUCGGUUCAAUUUCCCGAUAUGCAUUCGAAUAAUGCAAGUCAUAAUUUAAGACUAACACUUGAGUCGCAACAAUUAAAUGCGACAUCGACUUUAUCCGCGGAACAAUCGCAGUAUUUCAACUCAUUACCAUCGCAGAAUGCUACUCAACAGCCCAAUUAUAAUGCGUAUCAGACAUCUUCACCAUCGUCAUAUGUUUCAAAUACUGUAUUUGGCGAUCAAGGGGUUUCAUCUCAACCGGCUGUUCGGCGCGCUAGAGCCAAACUUCCUCCUCCCUCGAAGAUUCCGUCGUCAGCUGUUGAAAUGCCAGGCGAUACACUCAACAAUAUUGGCUAUUUAGAUGUUCAAUUUGGUGGAUUAGAUUUCGGUACGGAAGACUCUUUCGAUCGACUGACUGAGAAAUUCAAUGCAACAAGCAUUGAUUCGCAACAAAAUGUUCAAUCGCAAGAUGUUUCCAAUGACUACCAGUCGAAAUCGAAUGUUCAACAGUCUUCACUGUCAGCCGGUCUGCAAUCUUCACAAAUUAUAUCAAAUUCGGAUACAUUGUCAUCAACACAGAAUGAUAACCUUACAUCUGGCUAUACGCAACGAGGUGUCUCCUCGGCUAACGUUCAACAGUCGGGAUCGAACGUUGGUGUUUCAAUGAAUAAUUCGACAAAUAGUACGUUGGAUCAGCUCUCAAAGAGCGAUCCGUACAAUCAGUCGAAUACAUCCAAUGCGAACGUUUACCAGAGUUCGUAUAGUUCGAAUGCAACAACGAAUAAAACACCGUCGUAUCAACCUUCGGGUGCUGGACAAGGUUAUAACAGUACCAAUUAUACAAAUUCACAAUCCGCAUCAUCGAGUACCUACCAACCAUCAUCCAAUAAUUACAAUGCUUAUAAUCAAAAUUCGGUGAAUUCAUACCAGACGCAAAGCCAAACAUCUGUUAACAGCUCUACAAACUCUGUGAGUGGUGUAAGCGGUGGAUCGGUUAGUAAUAGUAGCUCUGCACAGAACAUUCCGGUCGGAGGCGGAACUGGCACGGGUGGUGCCAAUAGCAGUACUGUGAAUAGUGCAAGUUCGAAUACAAGUGCCGGAUAUUUAUCUAGCCAGUAUCAAAGUAAUCAAACUACGUCAGCAUUCCCAUCUCAACAAAGCGCCUACCAAAAUAGCCAGAGCGUCUACGGUAAUACAGGGUUUACUGGUAGCACAAAUACAUCAUCAUCACAAUACAGUAAUUUUAGUAGUUCGAAAUUGAAGGAAACUUCUACGGCGGCUAGUACUCACUUUGAAAGUGUUUCUAGUGUUACAUCAAGCGGUACUGUAAGUAGUACAGUAAGUUCAGCGACAACAUCGUCAGCAACAACAAACAAUUUAAGUUCACCAUCAUUAGGAUUGACCAACACAAAAGUGACGAAUUCAGCCGCGAAGAGUUCCGCUGGAAUUGUGCCGAAUGUUCAAAUGGUUAGUCAAUUCAUACAGACUGGUUUGCCGUAUUUCCAACAGCCUGCGGUUUAUUCGUAUGAAGAUCUACAAAUCAUGCAACAACGAAUGCCGCAUGUGACGCAGUACUAUGAUCUUAACUACCCCGCAACUAGUUUAGGUGCGUCAGGAGUACGUGAUGCCAAUCUUUCAGUUGCCUAUUCAACAAUGACUGAUGGUCGUUUCGCACGAACUGACAAUAAUUCCAGCCCUGUCAGCAAUGUCUCCAGUACAUUGUCGCAGCAGGCUGGAUCUAGUGGUGCAAUGUUAAACGUACCUUAUGCCUACUUUUAUAAUGCCAACAUGAUGCCUGGCAGUUUCCAAUAUGGUACACCUGCAAUAUAUCCGCAACAAAUGCCAACGGCAAAUGCCACGUCUGGUGGACAAUUUCCAAAACCGUCCUAUAAUAGUGGUUAUGGAUCAACAAGUUACGAUGCUCUGAGCCAAGCAACUAAAGACUAUAAUAAAGGAUAUAUUGAGUACCCCGCGUCGGGAGUAGGUCAACAAUCCAAGGCUCAGAACGUAACAAAUCCACCACAGGCAAGUUCAGGGUCUGAUAUUUCAUCAUCAAUGUAUGGUAAAAGCCAUGUAGCGCUUAACAAAGUCAAUUCGUAUGAGAAACAAUCGUUCCAUUCGGGUACACCGCCUCCAUUUAAUUUAACGGGUACACAAACGGCCGGUGCAACAUCGGCUCAAUCCUACGGUGUUUACAUUCAACCGAUGCCUCCAGCUCAUCAUACGAUGAACUUACAUCAACCAAUCCAUCAGAUGGACGGCAGAAUGCAUAAUUCAUCACGUCGGGACUCGAAUAGUACGGGACAGCGGCCACAGCCCAAUAGUCAGAGCAAAACUGGAACCAAACAAGGCUAUUCACCAUCUUAUUGGACAGCACAGAACUAGACAUCAUGCAAAACAAAGGAGCAAGCAACAAUUAUUCAAUUUGUGAGAAUGCAUAAUUGUGUACAUCAAUUUAUGGAUGUUUCUCGAAGCAAAGAAAGAAAAAAAAAUAAGAAAAAAAAACAAACUUAUAUAAAACAUUAAAAUAUACAAAACUAAAAAUUUUAAUAAUAAUUCUAAAUAAUAAUGAAUAUUAUUGUUUAUUUAAUUGUAUAUCUUCAUAUAAAGCAAGAAAAGAAACGCAAAUACACAUACACAUUUAUAAAUAUAAACCAACACUCAGAUAACUCUUACACCUGUCGACACUCGCCCAUACACAGAAACACAAACGACCCUAUUCGAACUUGAAAUAUUGAAAGGAAAGGGGAUAGCCAGAUGACGGCAUUGAGUCGCCCGAACGCAUUUCUCUGUCCUUUUACUUUGCUUUAUGAAUAUAUUUAUCUGUAACCGUAUAUUUCUUUAAUCAUAACAUUAUGUUGACGCCCUUUCAAUCUCUCUUGAACAGAAGGAAACAGAAAAGCUAAUUAUAAAUAUAUAUAGAUAUGCGAAAAUAUCUUUGAUGUUUUUUUGACCCAUAAACACCCUAAAAUUUCGUUCUAAACAACAACAAGAAGAAACAAAUAUUUAAGAAAAAUCUAUCGCGGAAAAAACAUGUUUGUAAAAUUAAGUGAUAAUCUUACAUGAAAUAACUACAAAAUAGAAAAGUAUAUACAUAGUAAUUAAUAAAUAUAAGGAUAAAUAUUUUGUUUUUGUCACUUACAUAAGGAAGUAUAGUAAUUCGAGAAGUAAACAACAAAAAUGAGAGAAUUAAUGCAAAUAUAAGAGAAACUUUAUCAAAUUGAAGAAAAAAGAGAAAACGAAAAAGGAGGGAGAAUAAAAAUUUAAAAUAAACGUAAUAAAUAAAAUAGAAAAUAUGAA
Messenger RNA from Hermetia illucens (black soldier fly), 4388 nucleotides. It is a transcript of the gene lig, whose product is annotated as protein lingerer. Lineage: Eukaryota; Metazoa; Arthropoda; Insecta; Diptera; Stratiomyidae. The transcript is spliced from 20 exons. Bases 105 to 3473 code for a protein of 1122 amino acids. Gene Ontology annotation, cellular component: cytoplasm; nucleus. Gene Ontology annotation, molecular function: protein binding. The record is from RefSeq and is a predicted model, not a curated record.